AUGCAAAAUAAACUCAAUAUUAAAGCCACCACAUUAAUGGCCAUAAGUGAUACACGUUGGGUAUGUAGAAUACAGAACUGUGAUGCAGUUUAUAACAAUUUUGAAGUACUUAUUGAAGUUUUAAAUGAUGAAGUAAAUUUAAACAAAGACAUGGAUGUAGCUCAGGCUAUAGGCUUAUUAAGUUCUAUUCAAAAAGCAUCAUUUAUAAUUUAUUUAAUUAUACUCCAGGAUGUACUUAAAGUUAUAAAUAUUCUGAGUAACCAGUUACAAAAAAAAACUUUCACAUUAGGUGAAGCUAGCUUUAAUUCUAAGCGUAAAAGAAAAGAAAGCACAUAUUUAAGAGAUUAUUGUACCUCUACUACUAUUGGGAAUGAAUACUCAGAAUUUGAAGAGUCUUCUUUAAAUAUAUCGAAUGAAGAAAACUGGAAAAUAAAUGCAUAUUAUAGAAUUCUGGAUGCAAUUAUUACCAAUAUGAAAACUAGAUUUUCAUCUGAAAGCUUACAUUUAGCAUCAUCUGUUGACAGUUUUUUUAAAUUACAAUUCAAAGAAAGUUUACCAUUCAUACAACAUUAUGAGAAAUUGUUGGGUAUUAAUAUUGAAUCGUUAGAAGCUGAAAUGACUGUAAUUAAAAAUAGUAUUCAAAAUUCUGAUUUUACUCUUAAUGAUGUGUUACAAAAAAUAGACCAGAACGUUUUUGCCAAUUUAUAUAAACUCAUGCAAGUUGCUUUAACUCUGCCCAUCAGCUCUGCUUCUUGUGAACGUUCAUUCUCUGUUAUGCGGAGAAUAAAAACAUGGAUCAGAUCUAGUAUGAACCAGGAUAGAUUUACAGAUAUGUCAAUUUUACAUAUUGAAAGAGAUAUUUCAAAUAUUAUCGAGUCAGAAAACAUUUUAAAUAACUUUGCUUUGAAGAAUAGGCGUAUAGAUUUGUAA
Molecule: messenger RNA, 930 nt
Organism: Rhopalosiphum padi (bird cherry-oat aphid)
Lineage: Eukaryota; Metazoa; Arthropoda; Insecta; Hemiptera; Aphididae
Exons: 4
Coding region: 1-930 (309 amino acids)
Molecular function (GO): protein dimerization activity
Source: RefSeq, a predicted model, not a curated record